CCCCUUCCGCCCUCGCUGACCCUGUCAGCUUCGGCGGGGUCUAGAGCCCGGGAUGGCCGCGGUUGGUGACCGUGGUGGGCGGGAGGCGGCCUGCGGGCAUGACAGCUACCGUUCGCCGCUUGCUUCCCGUUAUGCCAGCCCGGAGAUGUGCUUCCUGUUUAGCGACAAGUACAAAUUCCGGACCUGGCGGCAGCUCUGGCUGUGGCUGGCGGAGGCCGAGCAGACACUGGGUUUGCCUAUCACAGAUGAACAAAUCCAGGAGAUGAAAUCAAACCUGGACAACAUUGACUUCAAGAUGGCAGCUGAAGAGGAGAAGCAGUUACGACAUGAUGUGAUGGCCCACGUGCACACGUUUGCCCACUGCUGCCCCAAAGCUGCCGGCAUUAUCCAUCUUGGCGCCACCUCCUGCUAUGUGGGAGACAAUACAGACCUGAUUAUUCUCAGAAAUGCAUUUGACCUGCUUUUGCCAAAGCUUGCCAGGGUGAUCUCUCGGCUUGCCGACUUUGCCAAGGAACAAGCCGAUCUCCCCACCUUAGGUUUCACACAUUUCCAGCCUGCUCAGCUGACCACAGUUGGGAAACGUUGCUGUCUCUGGAUUCAGGAUCUGUGCAUGGAUCUCCAGAACCUGAAACGUGUCCGGGAUGAGCUGCGCUUCCGAGGCGUGAAGGGUACCACUGGCACCCAGGCCAGCUUCCUGCAGCUCUUCGAGGGAGAUGACCAAAAGGUAGAACAGCUUGACAAGAUGGUGACAGAAAAGGCAGGAUUCAAGAGGGCUUUUAUCAUCACAGGGCAGACCUAUACACGAAAAGUAGAUAUUGAGGUGCUCUCUGUGCUGGCUAGCUUGGGGGCAUCGGUGCACAAGGUUUGUACCGACAUACGACUCCUGGCAAACCUCAAGGAGAUGGAGGAGCCCUUUGAAAAACAGCAGAUCGGCUCAAGUGCAAUGCCAUACAAGCGGAACCCUAUGCGCUCAGAGCGGUGCUGCAGCCUGGCCCGGCACCUGAUGGCCCUUGUCAUGGACCCCCUGCAGACGGCAUCUGUGCAGUGGUUUGAACGCACACUCGAUGACAGUGCCAACCGACGUAUCUGUUUGGCGGAAGCAUUUCUCACUGCAGAUACUGUACUGAAUACGUUGCAGAACAUUUCUGAAGGAUUGGUGGUAUACCCCAAAGUCAUUGAGCGGCGCAUUCAGCAGGAGCUGCCUUUCAUGGCCACAGAGAACAUCAUCAUGGCCAUGGUGAAAGCCGGGGGUGACCGCCAGGAUUGCCAUGAGAAAAUCAGAGUGCUCUCGCAGCAGGCAGCUGCCGUGGUCAAGCAGGAAGGGGGUGACAAUGACCUCAUCGAGCGCAUCCAGGCUGAUGCCUACUUCAGUCCAAUCCACUCCCAGUUGGACCAUUUGCUGGAUCCUUCUUCUUUCAUCGGCCGUGCAUCUCAGCAGGUACAGAGAUUCUUAGAAGAGGAGGUGUGUCCCCUGUUAAAACCAUAUGAAAGUGUGAUGAAGGUGAAGGCAGAAUUACGUCUGUAGAGUUGGAAGAGAAUUAAACUAAAACCAUUGUUGGCUCUGUUAACUUUUAUUGCCGAGUCAUAAAAACUAUUACUCUAGUGCCAUGUUUUAUUUCAGGAACUGUUACCAUAAAUUAAUAUGGCACUUUUUUUCUUUCCAUGGUGCUUUCACAUUUCUUACAUUUGCAAUGCAGAAAUAAAUUGCAUUGUAGUUGGACUCUGUUUUUCACAGCAACACAAGUUUGCAUAAUAAAUGUAGCUCAUAGUUUGCACUCUA
This is a messenger RNA of Bubalus bubalis (water buffalo), 1780 nucleotides long. It is a transcript of the gene ADSL, whose product is annotated as adenylosuccinate lyase. Lineage: Eukaryota; Metazoa; Chordata; Mammalia; Artiodactyla; Bovidae. The transcript has 13 exons. Bases 53 to 1525 code for a protein of 490 amino acids. Gene Ontology annotation, molecular function: N6-(1,2-dicarboxyethyl)AMP AMP-lyase (fumarate-forming) activity; (S)-2-(5-amino-1-(5-phospho-D-ribosyl)imidazole-4-carboxamido) succinate lyase (fumarate-forming) activity. Gene Ontology annotation, biological process: 'de novo' AMP biosynthetic process. The record is from RefSeq and is a predicted model, not a curated record. Gene Ontology annotation, cellular component: cytosol.